This is a messenger RNA of Seminavis robusta, 2311 nucleotides long. Lineage: Eukaryota; Bacillariophyta; Bacillariophyceae; Naviculales; Naviculaceae. The record is from the annotation of a GenBank genome assembly.
AGUGGCACAAAACGUUUCAACAGAAGUACACGUAUUGGUACACGAGCUACCGGUAACAUGAGUUGUGCAGCUGUUUAGACCAGGACGAUGGCUGCUUCAGAUGGAGUGUACUAAAAAAGCCUAUUGGCUGCUUGGUGGUGGGGACAAAAGCAGCCAGAUUUCCUGCAAGCUUGACCAAUCCUUGAUAUUCGGUAGUAAGUAAAAGGCACCAUCUGGGCUAGUAGAUAGCUAGGAGUGGGAACUUGAGCAAAGUCGGUUGGUUACUCGAGAAGCACAAGGCAGCAGACCUGAGUGCUGACAUUAAAAAUAAUAUUCAUCUAUCUGCUUGAAUUCGCCUGAUGAAUCAAUCUCCUAAGUAAUAAAAAAAGGACUCGACUCGCCCUGCCCUCUGCUUUCUCUCUCGACCUGUCUCCCUCGUCCCUCCACUGUAUCAAAUACUACAUGUAUGUUGUACCUGUAGCACCAAUAAUGCUACCGGUAGCCGUACAAGCUGGGGGCUAGGGGCUACCGGUACCGGUAGGGGCCAGCUAGCUAGCUGGGGGUGUUUUGUUGAUGCCUUCAGAACGUGAAAAGCCAACAGUACCUAUAGUUUUCUACAUUUAGGCAUGGUAUCUAUUGGUAGUAUACGAGGAUUUAUUGGCCAAUAUCAGGAAUUAUGGCCAACAAAACAAGAAUGCUCCUUCAUAAGACCCGAUUCGAAAUUUCAGAAGGAGCCGUGUGCGACCAUAAAGAUGAGAACAGGGUGUCUUUUUGGAUUUUGCCCUCUCGCCAACUGCUUUUUUGACACCCAAGGCAAAGGGGGCAUCUUUUUCAACAGUGACCGUCGCAUGCCCUUUCAAACUUUCAAACUUGUGUUGGAGGCUUUCGAUUUUGUGCCCAUCACUCCAAGGACCUGUUUCUCAUUGAAGAGAGAAAACAAGCAAACACUUUAGUACCAAAAGAAACUAACACAAUGGGUUGCGGAAGUUCAACACCAGCAGAGGAAAGUGGCGCUGUCGCUACGGACCCAGCUCAAGUUGAGGAUUCCAAGAGUGGCAAGAGGUUUAAUGAACUCUACAAGAUUGGCAAAGAGCUUGGAUCAGGUGCCUUUUCCGUGGUGAAGGAAGGAUCUCAUAAGCAGUCGGGUGAAUCCUUUGCCAUCAAGAUUGUCACCAAAGCAAAGCUUACCCAAGAAGAUGAGCAAGCUUUGAAGGACGAAAUUGAUGUUCUUUCCGAACUGAAACACAGCAAUAUCAUCCGGCUAUACGAUGUCUUUGAAGAAAAGGAAUUCUACUACCUCAUCACAGAAAAGAUGUUGGGAGGCGAGCUGUUUGAUCGUAUUGUCCAGAAAAGUUAUUACAAUGAAAAGGAAGCAAGAGACACUUGCAAGAUUCUCUUCCAGGCUAUGGCUUAUUGCCACAAACACCAAGUAGCUCACAGGGAUCUCAAGCCAGAGAACUUGCUCUUGACGAGUCAAGACAAUGACUCUGACAUCAAGAUUGCUGAUUUCGGAUUUGCCAAAAAGUGCACCACACCAAACAGUCUCAAGACGCAAUGUGGGACACCUGGUUAUGUCGCUCCCGAGAUUCUGGAAGGGCAGCAAUAUGAUACCCAAGCGGAUAUGUGGUCUCUUGGUGUAAUUGUCUACAUCUUGCUUGGUGGCUACCCGCCAUUUAUCGAGCAAAACCAGCGUGACUUGUUCCGUAAGAUCCGAAAGGGAGACUACGAAUUCCACGACGAAUACUGGGGACAAGUUAGUGAGGAUGCAAAGACAAUGAUUUCCAGUCUCUUGACCGUCAACCCUAGCAAGCGAUUAAGUGCAGAUGGAUCUCUCAAGAACACUUGGAUGAUUCAAGAUGAUGCAGCUUUGGCUGGCAAGGAUUUGGGUGCUAACUUGGAAAAGUUCAAGGCAUUCAACGCCAAACGUAAAUUCAAGGCAGCCGUCAAGACUGUGAUUGCGACCAACAAAUUCUCUUCAUUGGGGGUCAACUUCCAGGACAACUUGAAGUGAAGGAUUAAUCAGCAGCGAAAAGUCGACGAAAGACGACAACCUGUGCAAUCGAAGAAUGCGAAUGACGACCUAGCUAGCUGCAAGAGUCUCUUCCAUUCAUUCACACUCGCCUGCAUACCGGCGGAUGUGAUGUUUAUGUCUCUGUGUAUGAGAAAAUCAUUCUUAAAAGUGGAUGUUUUGGGUAGUUGGGUUAGACCACCGCCAACUGAAUCCCGGGCCAAUCAAGUUAAACCAAGAUAGUAUGUUACAAGUAGAUAGCUGUUGUGUUGUUGACCUGCCCAAAUGGCUUAGUACUACGUAAUGUUCUUACUCGUAGACUAG